Molecule: messenger RNA, 624 nt
Organism: Cooperia oncophora
Lineage: Eukaryota; Metazoa; Nematoda; Chromadorea; Rhabditida; Trichostrongylidae
Source: the annotation of a GenBank genome assembly
AUGUGUAACGGGUCACAUUAUCCGGACUCACAGGCUGGCAACCUUGCCCAGUGUGUCUAUGAAUCAGGUAACUCCGUGCUCAAAGACGAUUCAAUAUUGCUGUGGACUCCGAACAAAGAAGAAGCAUGUCGAUUCAUACCCGUCAUGAAGAUGGAAGGUCGUCGCGACUCCAAGGAAUUUGCUCUGUCCUUGCGCGCGAGUGACCGUAUCCAAGGCUGCGGUGCACAGCUGAUCCUCUCCGAUCAGGGCUACGCGAUAGCUCCAGUCACCCUUUCCCCGUUCUACGAGUGCGGACGCCGUCGCGCCUGGAGUCUCAGCACUGUUUCACCAUUCCUGUUCGCUUUAUGCGACAGAACGAGUCUGCUGGCUUUCGCUCUUCAUACGUCACUAGCAACUAGUCCCGCCCUAACAGUUCGCAAUCUGUUAGCUCGUGAGGACAUAUCUGCUACGUUUCUCGGCAACAACCUCGUGCAGCUUCACCGCUACAUGAUGAUUCCUUCACGCAAUUUCCAGCUCGUCCCCUUCAAUGGUACUUGCUUCACUAAGCCUCCAAUCAAAUCUCUCCCCCUAGCGGACCUGCUAUUUUUUUUCUUUCUUGGAUCCUUCUUUGGUGGUAUCUCAUGA